CCGCCGCUGGGGCUGGACCCGGCGCAGAAUCUAGAGCUGGAAUCAGAUACGGUGAAGCUGAAGCUGGGCCGGGGCGGAGCGCAGAUCUGCGCCGGAGCCGCAACGUGGGGCGUGUUGCUGCUGGCCCACCGCGAGCCGCCCCCAGCCCGCGCCGAGGCGCUCUCCCGCCGGGCCGCCUGCCUCCGCCUUCCUCCCCCUUCCUUUUCCCUGGAAUCUCACCCCGGCGCGCUUGCACCCCGACGCUUCUCUGGGUGGGGAAGCUCCCGGCUGCUUUCUGGCUUCACUCCUUCCUCGCAGUCUGGGCUCCCAGCCCCCUCUCUUAUUUUCCUGGACUGGGUCCCACCCCCUUCUGUUCCCUCCCUUAAUCUCAGGCUCCCUGCUUCCCUUAGUCGAGUCCCCGCUCCUCAGUCACUUUCCUCAGCCAAGGGUCCCAGCCUUCCCUAUUCCUUUUCCUUUCCAGGGGUGCAAUCUAUCCUGUCCUUUCCUCUGUCCUAGGGUGCAGUCUAUACCCUACUCCUUUUCCCUGACCUGGAGUUCCAGACCUUUUGGUCUCCUCCUGUGAUCCUUCCUGGGCCCUUGUCCCUCUUCCCCAGUUUGGAGUUCUGGAUCGAGAACCCAGCCUUCCUCCACCCACAGAGGACUGCUUCCACAAAAAAACCUCUCUAAAAUACGAACUUUUCCUAGAGACUACCCCAGUCUUUUUUUCCACCUGCUGAUCCCUUGCUACCUAUGUCCCAGGUCUGACUCUCACUUUGCUAAGUGUCAAGGCCUACUGGGCUGAGGGAGGGGCAGGAUGCUUCUGUGGUCUGGCACCUGUGGCCUCUCUCCGCCCCGAAUCUUCCCUUCAUUGCUUGUGGCAGUAGCCUUGGUGGGGCUACUACCUGUUCUCAGGAGCCAUGGCCUCCAGCCCAGCCCUACUGCCAGCACCAUUCGAGGAUCAGAGCCACCACGGGAACGCUCAAUUGGGGAUGUCACCACUGCCCCACCAGAGCUCACCCCUGAGAGCCACCCUGUUAACCAUUCCAUCGCUGGACAUGGCACGAAGACUCGAAAGCCCUUUCCAGUACUGGGCAUCGACUACGGACAUGUGCACAGACCCUUCGAGAUCUCCCUCUGGAUCCUGCUGGCCUGCCUCAUGAAGAUAGGUUUCCAUGUGAUUCCCACUAUCUCAAGCAUCGUCCCAGAGAGCUGCCUGCUGAUCGUGGUGGGGCUGCUGGUAGGGGGCCUGAUCAAGGGUGUGGGUGAGAAACCCCCUUUCCUGCCGUCGGAUGUCUUCUUCCUCUUCCUGCUGCCACCCAUCAUCCUGGAUGCAGGCUACUUCCUGCCGCUGCGGCAGUUCACAGAGAACCUGGGCACCAUCCUCAUCUUCGCCGUGGUGGGCACGCUGUGGAACGCCUUCUUCCUGGGCGGCCUCAUGUAUGCCGUGUGCCUGGUGGGUGGCGAGCAGAUCAACAACAUCGGCCUCCUGGAAAACCUGCUCUUUGGCAGCAUCAUCUCGGCCGUGGACCCCGUGGCCGUGCUGGCCGUCUUUGAGGAAAUUCACAUCAACGAGCUGCUACAUAUCCUCGUCUUUGGGGAAUCCCUGCUCAAUGACGCCGUCACUGUGGUUCUGUACCACCUCUUUGAGGAGUUUGCCAGCUAUGACCGUGUGGGCAUCGUGGACAUAGUCCUCGGCUUCCUGAGCUUCUUCGUGGUGUCCCUGGGCGGGGUCUUUGUGGGCGUGGUCUACGGGGUCAUCGCAGCCUUCACAUCCCGAUUCACUUCCCACAUUCGUGUCAUCGAGCCGCUGUUCGUCUUCCUCUACAGCUACAUGGCCUACCUGUCAGCUGAGCUCUUCCACCUGUCCGGCAUCAUGGCACUCAUCGCCUCGGGAGUGGUGAUGCGCCCCUAUGUGGAGGCCAACAUCUCCCACAAGUCCCACACCACCAUCAAGUAUUUUCUGAAGAUGUGGAGCAGUGUCAGUGAGACCCUCAUCUUCAUCUUCCUCGGCGUCUCCACCGUGGCCGGCUCCCACCACUGGAACUGGACCUUUGUCAUCAGCACCCUGCUCUUCUGCCUCAUCGCCCGAGUGCUGGGCGUGCUGGGCCUGACCUGGUUCAUCAACAAGUUCCGCAUCGUGAAGCUGACGCCCAAAGACCAGUUCAUCAUCGCCUAUGGGGGCCUGCGAGGGGCCAUCGCCUUCUCUCUGGGCUACCUCCUGGACAAGAAGCACUUCCCCAUGUGUGACCUGUUCCUUACUGCCAUCAUCACCGUCAUCUUCUUCACCGUUUUUGUGCAGGGUAUGACCAUUCGGCCCCUGGUGGACCUGCUGGCUGUGAAGAAAAAGCAAGAAACGAAGCGCUCCAUCAACGAGGAGAUCCACACUCAGUUCCUGGACCACCUUCUGACAGGCAUCGAGGACAUCUGUGGCCACUACGGCCACCACCACUGGAAGGACAAGCUCAACCGGUUUAACAAGAAGUAUGUGAAGAAGUGUCUGAUAGCUGGCGAGCGCUCCAAGGAGCCCCAGCUCAUCGCUUUCUACCACAAGAUGGAGAUGAAGCAGGCCAUUGAGCUGGUGGAAAGCGGUGGCAUGGGCAAGAUCCCCUCGGCAGUGUCCACCGUCUCCAUGCAGAACAUCCACCCCAAGUCCCUGCCUGCCGAGCGCAUCCUGCCUGCACUCUCCAAGGACAAGGAAGAGGAGAUCCGCAAAAUCCUAAGGAACAACCUGCAGAAGACCAGGCAGCGGCUGCGGUCUUACAACAGACACACACUGGUGGCGGACCCCUAUGAGGAGGCAUGGAACCAGAUGCUGCUCCGGAGACAGAAGGCCCGGCAAUUGGAACAGAAGAUCAACAACUACCUGACAGUGCCGGCCCACAAACUGGACUCCCCCACCAUGUCCCGGGCCCGCAUCGGCUCAGAUCCACUGGCUUAUGAGCCCAAGGCCGACUUGCCUGUUAUCACCAUCGACCCAGCCUCCCCACAGUCGCCCGAGUCUGUGGACCUGGUGAAUGAGGAGCUGAAGGGCAAGGUUCUCGGGCUGAACCGGGACCCCAGAGUGGCUGAUGAGGAUGAGGACGAUGACGGAGGCAUUGUGAUGAGGACCAAGGAGACCUCUUCCCCAGGCACUGAUGAUGUUUUCACCCCUGGGCCAAGUGACAGCCCCAGCUCCCAGAGGAUACAGCGCUGCCUCAGUGACCCAGGCCCGCACCCUGAGCCUGGGGAGGGAGAGCCUUUCAUCCCCAAGGGGCAGUAGUGCUGGGGCCAGUGGGCGGUGCCUGUCCCACCACAGACUCUCCCACCAGAGCAGGGGCUGCUGGGAGCUGAGGGGCUCCCCUCGUCCUUCCUGACCUGGAUCGCCCCUCCCCCCACCGCAUGGCAGCUGGGCCCACCGCAAGGCUUCCCCCGCCUCCUGGGAAGCGCCAUCCCUUCCACCAGAACUGCCUUCCCAAUUCAUCUGGCAGAACUGCUGGGCUGUGAGGCAGAUCCUGCCUCUUCCUAUCCAGGCUCUCCCCCAUCCCUGGAGGGUGGGGUGCCUCUGAGUUCCCAGACCUUGGUGACCCGCCCUCCUUCUCCAUCACCCUCCUCAUUCAGACCAAUCUUAGUUUAUAACCAAAGAGCCUCUGGCUCAGUCUUGGUCCCACCUGGGAAGGGAAGGAGCCCAGGCCUCUCCUGGCCUACGUCAGGCUCUUCAUUAAGAGGGGAAAGCUGAGGGAGAACAGACAUUUUUUUUUAAGGUUUUUAUUUUAUUCUCAUGGCGAGUGGGAAAGGAGGGAGAGAAAGAGAAACAUCGAUAUAAGAAAAAAACACUGAUUGGCUGCCUCCUGCCUCCUGCACGUGUGUCCCAACCCGGAACCAUGCCUGAAACCUGGGCAUGUGCCCUGACUGGGAAUCAAACCAGUGACCUUUUGGCUAUGGAGGAAGCUCCAACCAACUGAGCCUUGCCGGCCAGGGCAGGGGGAGCAGACAUGUGACCGGGGAGGGAUCACCGACCCAUGGCAGGCUCACCCUCCUGCCAGCUCUGUCGUCCCCGCCAGCCACCCCGACAUGCCCUUACUCAGAGCUGCAUCUCUGAGCUUCUCUGUGUGGAGCUGGGUCUCUGCGGACCGCGAUGUGACUCAGCUUUUUAAAUUGCUCCAACAGGGACCACGGAGCCCUCCAGGGGCUGCUGUCAGGGGAGGGACUGACUGUCUUGGGCUCCAGAAAGUGCUUUUUAUCUCUUUUGUUCACACUUCCAUGUGUGAUGCACAGAGGCCAUUCCUGUUUUUAAGCCAUUUUGAAAAACCCUGGCUGAAUGAUAGCGCUGGUCCUCCCACUCAAAGGAAUUACCCCUCCUCACUUGGGUCUGUCUGCCCAACACUCCCCCAAAUCGGUCCUCUGCCUCCUGGACUCCUAACUAUGGCCCCAAGGCUCUGAUUUCAGAAGCGACACCCCAAGCCCAGUCAUGGUUCUCUCCAACUCGCAGAUGCUGGGCCUUCCAGUCCUGCUUUGCCCUUGGGCCUGACGCUCAGUUCCUGCCGGCCGGUCUUUCUCCCAUCCCCGCUGUCGGCCCCAGGAACCCCUCCCUCCGAUGUUCACUGCACCCAGCUUGCUGUGGAUCCCAGUCCCCAGUUGUGCCCGGCCAGGGCCGGUGGGUGGGCUGAGUCCUAGGCCCCCAGAGGCCUUUGCUCCCAGGCACACAGCCCCACUCCCACUGCCCCCACGGCCAGGCCUAGGACCAUUGGUGUCUGUCCUUCCCCCAGGGCACUUCCCCAGGAUUGUGCAAUAGUCAAGGGUGUCCCUCUUCCCAGGGCACUGGGCAGUGGGUGCUCGUCUGACCCCCCUUUCCGUGCAAGUGCUGGUUUGGGCAGGAGUCACCACUGCACGGGUGACAUUGACAACCAGGUUCAAAGCCACCACAGCUGCUGCUGCUCUGCUGCCUACACAGAAGAAACCAAAUUUUUUCAUAUUCUAAUAAAUCCAUGUGAGUUUUUUAUAGAGUUGAGGGGUGUUUCCUGGGAACAGGGACUUUGGGGAGUAGGGUGGCCUGCAGGCCUGAAGGACUUAGCUCGGUGGCUGGCCCGGAGCAACGCCCUCUCUGUGUCGGCUGCUGGUGUGGUUAUUGCUGCGUGCCAGGCACAAGGGAUACAACUGAACAGAGCAAAGUGCCCCCUUGUCCUCAGUUCUGUCAGCCUCUGGGGAAGAGCAGCAUUAGUUAAACAUACACACCGACCAUGAAAACCCCAGUGUGUAUAAAUGCCGGUGAAUGAAAGCGGGGGGUGGUGGGAUGGGAUGGCGAGGAGGACUCUCCUGAGUGAUGCCCUAGGAGAAGACUAGGGAAUGAGCUGAGGUUAACCAGGAGAAGAAGGUUUUAGAGAGUCCCCAAAUACUCUAAUUGCGAGCUGCACAGUGAGCACCCCUAGAACCUGAAAAUGAGACCAGUGUGUCUGGGUCAGAGUGACAAGACGGGAGGCACAGGCGGGGCUCUGCAGUCCCAGGUUAAGAUUUUGGUUGUAUUACACAAAGGGCAAUGGAAAGGUUCUCACCUCUAACGUGGAGACAAUAGCCGCUUAAUGAAAUGUGCGCACAUGUGUGGAGGACUGAGUUCAGCUGAAGUUGGAUUCGUGCACUUUUAGGAAGUGACCACCAGGGGGCAGUGGGGCCUUGGCACACAGCCCCAGCACCCUUGGAACCUGCGCCGUCCAGGAAAGCAUCUCUUUUGCCCAGCCUGGGACCUCUGUAUGGAGUUGGUUUGACUCACACAAUCGGCAAUAUUCAGUGCCAAAGGACUGUAGGGAAGGACCAAACUAUUUCUGUACCAAGUGGUGACCCACUAAGAAAUGGAUGGUAUGCUUGAAGGACUGUUGAAGAGCCUUCAACCAAGGGAUUUUUACAGGGGUGUGGGUAGAGUUAAGGGAACCUACGAGGGAUGAGAGCUCACACCAGAAGCCAUUGCAACCCCUAGACCUGAAAGGCGAGGAGAGAGUGUUACCUUGGGAGGGGCUGCCCUGCUGGAGCUGCAGCCGCAGGGAGCAGAACACAGCCCCUGCCGGGCGGGCGCCCACCAGAUACACGCUCUGACUUUGGUCCUGCGGCUGCCUGUCCUUGGCCAAACCCAGGUGGAAGCCAGAAGGAAAGGCGUCUCAGUGACUUCACUGAGUUCAGUCUACACGGGUCAGCCUUCCAGUAAAUGGAGCAAGGGUCGAGCGGAUUUAGAGGGAAGGCAGGAUAUCCGAGCAGAGCAAUUUUUUGUCCCCCACCAUCCACUCUUGCCCUUCAUUUAUUUUUUUUGAAGAUUUUAUUUUUAUUUAUUUUUAGAGAGAGAGGAAGAAAGGGAGAGAAACAUCAAUGUGUGGUUGCCUCUUGUACACCCGCCACGGGGGACCUGGCCCACAACCCAGGCAUGUGCCCUGACUGGGAAUCAAACCAGUGACCUUUUGGUUUGCAGGCCGGCACUCAAUCCACUGAGCACAACAGCCAGUGCCACUCUUGUCCUUUAGAUUAAAAACCCAUGUCCCUAUUGCUUGAUGGUUAC
Pteronotus mesoamericanus is the source of this 6496-nucleotide messenger RNA. It is a transcript of the gene SLC9A1, whose product is annotated as solute carrier family 9 member A1. Gene Ontology annotation, biological process: proton transmembrane transport; regulation of intracellular pH; sodium ion import across plasma membrane. Gene Ontology annotation, molecular function: sodium:proton antiporter activity; potassium:proton antiporter activity. Lineage: Eukaryota; Metazoa; Chordata; Mammalia; Chiroptera; Mormoopidae. The transcript has 12 exons. The coding region runs from base 794 to 3238 and encodes 814 amino acids. Gene Ontology annotation, cellular component: plasma membrane. The record is from RefSeq and is a predicted model, not a curated record.